AUGUUUUUAAACAGCAGGACAUAUCUAUUUGCUCCUUUCCUUCUAUUACUGGAAAUUGUUGUUUGGGAGUUGAGUGGAGCAAAUGAUAGCGAACUUGAAGUACAACCUUUAUUCAACAAUGUAGAUGUACUCAGAGAUGGUGAUGUUAUCACUAGAGAAGUUCAAAAACGUGCUAGUGGAACAGUAAAGCGACCGAGAGCUGCCGGUUUUGCAAAAAACGUUGGCGCACCCCCGAUUACUCCUGGAAAGCCAGCGAUAGACUCUGUUUUCUAUAGCCGUCCCAGUAAAGAUAGGAGAGCGAUAGGUCAGGUAGGUGCUAUGUCAGCGGAUUUUAAUCCAGCUCUUCUUCGUGGAUAUCGUGGGAAUCCAGGAAUCAAAAUCCGUGUCAACCGGCGUACUUUCCAAUAUGCUAGUACAUUACUAAACCAAAUUCUUGAUCGAGAAAUCGUAAAUAUUCAGAUACCUGAUGUACGCACAGAAAUUAAAGAGGUCUUCGGUGAAGCUACGAUAUGUAAUAUCCAUGUUUCCAACUAUCGCUCGCCUCAAUGCAUAAAUAUUUUUCCAGCACCACCAAACCAUAUUGUUCUUAAUUUGGAAGACUUCGACAUUGGAGUGACAGGUAACUUAGACGGUAUCGCCAGAAUAAUACUUCCUAUCCAGCUUUCUGGUAUCGUUCAUGCUAACUUCUAUCACGUAUCAGUCACUAUAACAGUGAAGCUGGAGCGUUCAGUGUCUGGAGCACCUCAAGUGGUCUUAUGUGGUUGUAAUAUGGAAAUACCAUUUGCCGAUGUGUGCAUACAAUGUGGUGGUCUUUUGGGUAAUCUGGCAAAUUUGUUUUUCCGGCAGCAAAUUUCUGAACGAGUACGUUCUAUGGUACCAGAUCGCUUUUGUGGAAUGUUACCACAGGUAAUCAAUGAACGGAUCAAUCCUAUGUUAGCUCGCAUACCACAAUCGAUUCCAUUUACACAGUUUGCAACCUUAUUCACAAAUUUUCUUGGAGGAUCAGUACCAGCUCAUUGUCUCUCACAGCAGUGUCAAGCACGUUCAACAACACCAAAAUUACCGCCAAGCAAUAGCGGUGCUGGUGCCCUUCCACCAAGAAAUCCACCAUUGCCACCGUUCAGUCAUGGUAUUAAAGGAGUUAGAGGUUCCAAAAACAGUAUUGCCAAGGUUGCAGCAUCUGCUCCAACUCACACAAUUGCGAAACAAGUGCAACGGAAGUUUGAAGACAGUGUUGAAACGAAAGGGAAAAGAAUGCAAUUAUCUGGAACCGGUGCUGAAAAGCGAAUUGAUAGUGAAACUUCUGCUAAAUGGGGUAACAGCGUUAAAAAUAAAAACCAUGUAGAAUUUUCCGCUGGCAAUGGAUUAGUACAAGGAAGUAAUGCACAAUCUUUCCGUCAACCAAUUCAAAAGGUUCUCAGUACUCGUGUGCAUCCUUUUGCAAGGAACAAACGAGAAGCAGUAGGAUUUGAAAGUUCGUCGUCAAAUAACAUCACCGAUUGGUCAAGAACUGUUCAUCCAACCGUUCAAUCACAGCAAACUGUAGUACUGCACUUAAUACCGACAGAACUGCAUGUUAAGCAAUUACAGCAGCAAAAGCAUAAGCAAAAUACGGCUCAGAAAUUACUGCUCCAAUCAUCGACACUUCCGCAGCACAGUUCAAAAGCCUCUGGACAAUAUACCACUAUAUUAUCUAGUAAUUUUAACAGAUCGGCAGUGCGUGGUGUGCCGGUUGCCGUACAGGUUUCCAAAGGAUAUGAUAGACUUCCGAGUGAUUACAGAUCAGGUGGGAUACACCAACCUGCUGGAAAAAUUGGUGAAUGGAGAGGAAAAAGUAGCGACCCGUGUGCUGGAUGUCCAACUGAUUCUGCUAAAGAUUCAUUUGGUGCUGUUCGCAAUCUUAUCAAACAUCAACUCAAUCUGAGGAAAGUGGCAAAUUUAGUGUUGACGACCCAGUUACUACGGUCUUAUGCAACAUAUUAUGAUUAUAACUUAGACCUGAAUGGGGAAUUUAGUCCUAAUGGACGUGGUGGCACACCAUUUGGUCCAUUCCCAAUGCAGUGGCCUACGCCAAUAGGAUCACCAAUGAUUGAAAUUCUGAUUAGUGAUUUCACAGUCAAUUCUCUUCUGUACUGGAUGCACAAAGCCAACUUUCUGUCAUUCCGGAUAGGACCAGAAACACCUGGUAUUGGAGCACUAUUAACAACGACGUGUGAUGUCAGCAACGACUAUUCAGGAGAGGAGUUCGAAAACGAAGCAUUAUUAUUACGGUUGUUACGUUUAAGUCAACUUCGCCGUCGUUAUUAUCUUUACCAUCAGCAACGUAGUAAGCGUCAGGCAGUUACGGGUAGCGAUUCCAGUGGUAGUAAUCUGGGAAGUCUGGGUGAUCUGGCCGAUCUUGGCAUUUGUCUGGGUGAUAUCAUACCAGCCAUCAAGGAGAAAUAUCCGAACACGACAUUAGCCCUUUCCAUAAAUUCAGCACGAGCACCUUCAAUCACGAUUAGUCGACGUGGUGGAGGCAGUAUACAAUUAGAUUCGGUAACAUUUAUUGACAUCUACUUGGAUAAAACAAAUGUACGAGUUGGUACUAUAACAGUGAUAACAGUUGCCGAUAUAAUGCUUCAAAUAAUGGGUCAGCGAAUCAUUGCAAAUGCAUCGUUACCGGUACUGAAAUUGAUAGAUCGAGAUCAAACACUGGGCCUACAGCAGGAUGCACUUGAUAAUUUAGCCAGUUUAGCGAAAGACAUGAUUUUACGGGCAGCCAAUCAACAGUUCAAUAGAGGUAUUGAAGUAUCUUUGCCGACAUCAGGUUUACCUAUAAAUGUAGUUAAUCCACAUAUUCAAUUACUUGAUCACGCCGUUUAUAUUGGUAGUGAUUUUACAGUAGCACCAUCAGCAAUACAAAUGAUUUCAUAA
Brugia malayi is the source of this 2916-nucleotide messenger RNA. RefSeq lists its product as uncharacterized. Lineage: Eukaryota; Metazoa; Nematoda; Chromadorea; Rhabditida; Onchocercidae. Gene Ontology annotation, molecular function: lipid binding. The transcript is spliced from 14 exons. The coding region runs from base 1 to 2916 and encodes 971 amino acids. The record is from RefSeq and is a predicted model, not a curated record.